This is a messenger RNA of Erythranthe guttata (spotted monkey flower), 864 nucleotides long. RefSeq names its product P-loop containing nucleoside triphosphate hydrolases superfamily protein (gene AAK6). The record is from RefSeq and is a predicted model, not a curated record. NCBI's taxonomy places the organism in Eukaryota, Viridiplantae, Streptophyta, Magnoliopsida, Lamiales, Phrymaceae. Gene Ontology annotation, cellular component: cytoplasm; nucleus. Gene Ontology annotation, molecular function: AMP kinase activity; ATP binding; ATP hydrolysis activity.
AACCCCAAAUCUUGUACACAGUCACUUGUUCGAAACCCUAAUCAGCCGUUAUCGCUAUCUCAAACAAUUAACAUUUCACAAUCACAAUCUCAAACAGGGCGCAAAGAAAUGGCGCAGAAUGGCGGUGGAAGGAAGAAGAGAGAGAGGCCGAACAUACUGAUUACGGGAACGCCGGGGACAGGAAAAUCGACGACGUCUGUGGCUCUGGCGGAAGCGGCCAGUCUCCGGCAUAUCAACAUCGGCGAUUUGGUUAAGGAGAAGAACCUCCACGAUGGCUGGGACGAUGAGUUCGAUUGUUAUAUCAUUAACGAAGACCUUGUAUGUGACGAGCUUGAAGACUUGAUGGAACAAGGUGGAAACAUUGUGGAUCACCAUGGUUGUGACUUUUUUCCGGAACGGUGGUUCGAUUAUGUAGUGGUGCUCCAAACUGACAACUCUGUAUUAUAUGACCGGCUAACUAAGAGGGGUUAUGAAGGGAAAAAGCUGUCGAACAAUAUUGAAUGUGAGAUAUUUCAGGUUCUGUUGGAGGAGGCCAGAGACAGUUAUAAAGAAGAUAUUGUGGUGGCGUUAAAAAGCGACAACAUCGAUGAUAUAGAUACGAAUGUUUCUACUUUAUCUGAUUGGGUUAGAAACUGGAGCAGUUUACCUUGAUAUCACAUAUCUGCUGGAAAUGUAGAACUGCUUUUAAUUGGUUAUGGAUAUUGGCUUUUAUAGGUUGUGUUAAUGUGAUCAUUCUGGUGGAUUUAGAGUUCAUCUUAUAUCUAGAUUCGACGAAUUGAUGCUAAGAAUUCCAUAUUCAUAUUACGUAUUUAUUGAAUAUGUUUGGAUGUUAAAUUCUUAACUUCAACUAUUUCUCUGAGUCUU